GGGGCUGGGGUUCCUGGUGGGGCCCCGGGGCUUUCCCCCUCUGCUCGGGGCCCGCAGUGACGCUGCCGUGUGGUCCCUUUGCAGACGAUGAGCUGAGCGUGCUGAUCAUCGUCCUCGACACCAACCCGAUCUGGUGGGGGAAGAAGGCCCUGGGAGAGGCUGAGCAGUUCACCCUGUCGAAAUGCAUCGAUGCAGUGAUGGUGCUGGGAAACUCUCACCUACUCAUGAAUCGCACCAACAAACUCGCUGUCAUAGCGAGUCACACUCAGGAAAGCCGUUUCCUGUACCCUGGGAAGCGUUGGGCUGCUGCAGAUCCCUUUGGAGAGGGAGGCCCUUCCAUGGAAUCUAAUUGUUCCGGCAGCAAGGAUGGAAAAUACGAAUUAUUAACAGCAAUAAAUGAUGCAAUUGCAGAAGAGGUUAAAGACCUCAUGACAAAGACUGACAUGAAGGGCCAGCAAACAGAAACCCUGUUAGCAGGAUCACUUGCUAAAGCACUUUGUUACAUCAACAAGAUGGGCAAAGACUUAAAAGCCAAUCAAGAAAUUAAAUCAAGGAUUCUGGUCAUAAAAGCUGCAGAAGACAGCGCAUUGCAAUACAUGAAUUUCAUGAAUGUGAUCUUCGCAGCACAGAAACAGAGUAUUUUGAUUGAUGCCUGUGUCUUGGACUCUGAUUCAGGUCUUCUACAACAGGCCUGUGAUAUUACAGGUGGCAUAUAUUUGAAAGUGCCCCACAUGCCAUCCCUUCUGCAGUAUUUGUUGUGGGUUUUCCUCCCUGAUCAAGAGCAGAGAUCACAGCUCGUCCUUCCACCUCCUGUUCAUGUUGACUACAGAGCUGCCUGCUUCUGUCAUCGGAACCUCAUUGAAAUUGGCUACGUCUGCUCCGUGUGCUUGUCAAUAUUCUGCAACUUCAGUCCUAUCUGCAGUACCUGCGAGACUGCUUUCAAAAUAUCAUUGCCACCUGUCAUGAAAGCAAAGAAGAAGAAAUUAAAGGUAGCUGCAUAGCAACAUUAUGUAAAUACAUCAUUACCUCCUCCAGUAAUUCCAUGAAAUGGAACCUACUUGAGAAACUGGUGACACUUUUUAUUGGAUAUGAAAGAGAACUGUAUGCAGUGCUAUUACUUGUGUCUUAGGGGAUAAAUAUUUAAAAUGUGUGUCUUCUAUGCAGCCUGUUAAGUAACAGAUCACUGUAUUACCAUGCAAUCUGUGCUGUUUUAAAUAUGUAAGAGGAGCCAGAAGUUACAUCCUGAUAAAGAGACACAGCCUGUGAAUUUGAGGGUAUUCUGUCCACUGCAAAGUUUCACACCUCCAAGUUAUUUUCAAAGCCAGGAAACCUUUGGUUCUUUCUAUAUAUUAGUGCAAAGUUAAAAAUGACCAUUUCUAGUGUGUAGGAUCGGAAUUGUAGCACUGUGUUGUUCCAGGACUUCAUCUUCUUACUAGCAAUAUGAGCCACCAUUUUCAAGAUGGCCUGCUGAA
This is a messenger RNA of Ficedula albicollis (Collared flycatcher), 1472 nucleotides long. It is a transcript of the gene GTF2H3, whose product is annotated as general transcription factor IIH subunit 3. NCBI's taxonomy places the organism in Eukaryota, Metazoa, Chordata, Aves, Passeriformes, Muscicapidae. The record is from RefSeq and is a predicted model, not a curated record. Gene Ontology annotation, biological process: regulation of DNA-templated transcription; nucleotide-excision repair. The transcript is spliced from 12 exons. Gene Ontology annotation, cellular component: transcription factor TFIIH core complex; transcription factor TFIIH holo complex. Bases 198 to 1001 code for a protein of 267 amino acids.